CGGCCCCGCCCCCGGUAAGAUGGCCGAGUCCGGCAGCGGCGAGUUCCAGGCCGAGCGGCGGAACAGCAUGGCCACGAGGAGCAUUGCCCUGCGCCACACCUUCUCAGCCCCAGGGCACAGUGCCAGCCUCCUGCUGGGCCUGUCGGCACUCCGUGCCCACGAGCAGCUCCUGGACGUGGUGCUAAUGGUGAACGCGGUGAUGUUCCGGGUACACCGUGCGGUGCUGGCCGCCUGCAGUGAUUAUUUCCGAGCGAUGUUCACUGGAGGAAUGCGGGAAAGCGGCCAGGAUGUCAUUGAGUUGAAAGGAGUGUCGGCCAGGGGUCUGAAGCACAUCAUUGACUUUGCCUACAGCGCCGAGGUGACGCUGGACCUCGACUGCAUACAAGACGUGCUGGGGGCUGCUGUCUUCCUGCAGAUUGUGCCCGUGGUCGAACUGUGUGAGCAGUUCCUAAAGACGGCCAUGAGUGUGGAGACCUGCCUCAACAUUGGCCAGAUGGCCACCACCUUCAGCCUCUCCUCCCUGAAGGAGUCCGUGGACGCCUUCACCUUUGCCCACUUUCUGCAAAUCGUGGAGGAAGAGGACUUCCUGCACCUCCCCCUCGAGCGACUGGCCUUCUUCCUGGAGAGCAACAAGCUGACGAACUGCGGCGAGGUCGACCUGUUCCGCGCCGCCAUCAGGUGGCUGCAGUACGAGGAGGCGCGAAAGGCCAGCGCCGGCCUGGUCCUCCGCCACAUCCGCUUCCCUCUGAUGAAGUCCACCGAGCUGGUAGACAGCGUCCAGACCCAGAGCUUGAUGCUGGACGACCCCAUGUGUCGCCAGUACCUGCUCGAAGCCUUUAAUUACCAGAUCCUGCCGUUCCGACAGCACGAGAUGCAGUCGGCCCGAACCACGAUCCGCUCCGACACCCUCUCCCUGGUGGCCUUCGGUGGCACCCCGUACACGGACAACGACAGGACCGUCAGCCGCAAGGUCUUCGUCCUCGCAGACGGCAACACCCGGCAGUUCACGGAGCGGUCCGAGAUGGAGGUGGGGUGCAGUCACGCCUGCGUGGCCGUCCUGGACAACUUUGUGUACGUGGUGGGAGGUCAGCACCUGCAGUACCGCAGCGGCGAGGGGGCGGUCAGCUGGUGCUUCCGCUACGACCCCCACCUCAGUCACUGGCUGCGCAUUUGCGCCAUGCACGAGGCCCGCAUCCAGUUCCAGCUGGGCGUGCUGCAGGGGAUGCUGUUCGCCACCGGAGGCCGCAACCGCACCGGGAGCCUCGCCACGGUCGAGCGUUACUCCCCGCGGCAGAACGAGUGGACCGUCGUGUGUUGCUUGAAACGGCGGACGUGGGGGCACGCGGGCACAACCAGCGCGGGGAACCUCUACAUCUCCGGGGGCUACGGUAUUACUAUCGAAGACAAGAAAUCUCUCCACUGCUACAGUCCCAAGACGGACGUCUGGGAACAAAAGACUCCAAUGAAUGAGCCACGGGUCCUCCACUCCAUGGUCGGGGCCAACGGCAGGAUCUACGCACUAGGUGGCCGGAUGGACCACGUCGACCACUGCUUUGACGUCCUGGCCGUUGAAUAUUACAUCCCCGAGACCGACCAAUGGACUACAGUCAGUCCAAUGAGGACAGGCCAGUCGGAAGCUGGCUGCUGUGUGCUACACAGAAAGAUCUACGUGGUGGGAGGGUACAACUGGCACUUGAACAACGUGACCAGCGUGGUGCAGGUUUAUAACAUUGGCACCGAUGAGUGGGAGAGGGACCUGCAUUUCCCCGAAUCCUUUGCGGGCAUCGCCUGCUCUCCUAUCAUCCUUCCACAGCUUCCGCCACAGAGGUAGUGAUGAGAAUGCUCCUGGAUUGACCCAGAAGGGGGAAUUGACCGGAAUGGGGACUGGGAC
Messenger RNA from Amblyraja radiata (thorny skate), 1891 nucleotides. RefSeq names its product kelch-like family member 26 (gene klhl26). Gene Ontology annotation, molecular function: protein binding. Bases 20 to 1831 code for a protein of 603 amino acids. The record is from RefSeq and is a predicted model, not a curated record. NCBI's taxonomy places the organism in Eukaryota, Metazoa, Chordata, Chondrichthyes, Rajiformes, Rajidae. The transcript is spliced from 3 exons.